GCGCGGUGGGCGGAGCGCAGCUCUCCUACCACCUUUGCCUGCCCAAGGCUUCCCAUCCUUGCUCUGCCGGUGUGGUGCUCGUGUUUCUGCACCUCGUCGCGGAGAGUCGCUGCCGAGUGGGCGCUCGGUGUUCGGGUCGUCAUGGCUGGUUACGAAUACGUGAGCCCGGAGCAGCUGGCUGGCUUUGAUAAGUACAAGUACAGUGCUGUGGAUACCAAUCCACUCUCUCUGUAUGUCAUGCAUCCAUUUUGGAAUACUAUAGUAAAGGUAUUUCCUACUUGGCUGGCUCCAAAUCUGAUAACCUUCUCUGGCUUUCUGCUGGUUGUGUUCAAUUUCCUACUCAUGGCAUACUUUGAUCCUGACUUUUAUGCUUCAGCACCGGGUCACAAGCAUGUACCCGACUGGGUUUGGAUUGUGGUGGGAAUCCUCAACUUCAUAGCCUACACUCUAGAUGGUGUGGAUGGAAAGCAGGCCCGGAGAACCAAUUCCAGCACCCCUUUAGGGGAGCUUUUUGACCAUGGCCUUGAUAGUUGGUCAUGUGUUUACUUUGUUGUGACUGUGUAUUCCAUCUUUGGACGAGGACCAUCUGGUGUCAGUGUUUUUGUUCUUUAUCUCCUACUAUGGGUAGUUUUGUUUUCUUUUAUCCUGUCCCACUGGGAAAAGUAUAAUACAGGGAUUCUUUUCCUGCCGUGGGGAUAUGACAUUAGCCAGGUGACUAUAUCUUUUGUCUACAUAGUGACUGCGAUUGUGGGAGUUGAGGCCUGGUAUGAACCUUUCCUGUUUAAUUUCUUAUAUAGAGACCUAUUCACUGCAAUGAUUAUUGGCUGUGCAUUAUGUGUGACUCUUCCGAUGAGUUUAUUGAACUUUUUCAGAAGCUAUAAAAAUAACACCUUGAAACACAAUUCAGUCUAUGAAGCUAUGGUUCCCUUUUUUUCUCCAUGUUUGCUCUUCAUUUUGUCUACAGCAUGGAUCCUUCAGUCACCUUCAGAUAUUUUAGAGAUACAUCCUAGACUAUUCUACUUUAUGGUUGGAACAGCCUUUGCCAACAUCACAUGUCAGCUGAUUGUUUGUCAAAUGAGCAGUACUCGGUGCCCAACUUUGAAUUGGUUGCUGGUUCCUCUUUUCUUGGUUGUCCUGGUGGUAAACUUAGGAGUAGCCUCUUACGUUGAGAGCAUUCUCCUGUAUACCUUAACAGCUGUUUUCACUCUGGCCCACAUCCAUUAUGGAGUACGAGUGGUAAAGCAGCUGAGCAACCAUUUUCAGAUUUAUCCCUUCUCAUUGAGGAAACCAAACUCGGAUUGACUAGGAACGGAAGAAAAGAGUAUUGGCCUGUAAUCUACAGAAGGAAGUACUGUAAAUAAGAUGCUUGUAAAUAUUUCAUCCAUCACCAUUGAACUAAACUGAUCUGCUUAACAGACACGGGAACUCAGUGUGUAUAGUACUUGGACAAAUGAUCUGAAUUUACGAAAUUUUGGACCUACUAAUUCCCAACAUACUUUUUAUAAAACUGUGUGGCAUUUUGGUUAGGCAUAAUGUACUUUAGACCAGCAAAAUGUUUCUAGUGAUGUUAGCUUCAUGAGUCCAUGAUGUUUUGGUUCGUACAGAGUUAAAAAUGCUUUGUUUUUAUUUUUAGAGCCCCCAGAUUGGUUUAGGAACACUGAUAACAUUAAGAAAACCACAAGGUGUUUUCAUAUUUGAUACUGUUUCAGUGGUAGGUCUUUCGCUAUGGAAGUUAUCAAUAGCCCAAAUCUAAUACGGGGAAAAGAUAAGAGGAAGUUACUGUUAGCCGGAGAUGCCAAAUGAUUACAGAACAAUAUACAGUUGCCAAAUACUCAUUUCUCCUUCCCAUGGAAAUGCCUUUUGUCCUCAUGUGCUAAGAGAGCUAAUAUAUAUAUUUAGAUUCUCUA
This is a messenger RNA of Herpailurus yagouaroundi (jaguarundi), 1907 nucleotides long. RefSeq names its product selenoprotein I (gene SELENOI). Gene Ontology annotation, molecular function: ethanolaminephosphotransferase activity. NCBI's taxonomy places the organism in Eukaryota, Metazoa, Chordata, Mammalia, Carnivora, Felidae. The transcript has 10 exons. Gene Ontology annotation, biological process: phosphatidylethanolamine biosynthetic process. Gene Ontology annotation, cellular component: endoplasmic reticulum membrane; Golgi apparatus. The record is from RefSeq and is a predicted model, not a curated record.